AUGGCCGAUUUUGCUGAUUCUCUUAUCAAGAAUCUUGGCCUGCACGCAGCCCCACGACUCUCGUCGCCUGUCAACUUAAGCGACAAGAUUGGACAACUUGGCGAGACCUUGCGCUAUGCUCGUACAUCCUUGUCGCUUGCGUCCUUAAGUCAAGCUUUGAUCGGUAGUCCUGCAAGUACCUGUGAAGAUACCGCAGCAGAAUCAUCUACCGCCACUGCUCCAGUAACACCACCUGCGCCUGAACACGCCAAGGGACGCUUGUCUAUCAACUUGACAGAGGCUCGCAAUCUUACCAUUGCUGAUCCCACUAAAGCAGACAUUUACUGUCUUGUCCAGUACGAUAAAAAUGUAUUUUCAACUAAUGACCAAGUAACUCACGACAAUGACGGCAACAAUAGCAGCAGCGACCAACAACAACAACGAACAGCACCUACAGCCAGUAUCCCUAUCCCUAACGCUUCACAACGACGUCAUGUCGAUGUGUUUCAAUUGGCAAUGGAAGUGAGCUGUCCUAAAUGGCGUUACAACGCAACCUUCGACGUGUGCAACGACAAUGACGAACUGAUUGUUCACAUUUAUGACCGUGGCGACCGUCUGCCGAAUGGUGACGAUCGUUUUUUGGGUAUGAUCUCCGUCAAACCUUCGUUAGUUCCCAAAAAGAUGUUUGAUCAGUGGCAUCGGCUUGUGCCACGCGCAGAUGAAGCUUCUCAAGCUUACGACGGCAAGGUCACUGGCGAAUUACGCUUACAAAUAGAAUAUACCACUGUGGGUCCUGCAAAACUGACACCAGAGGCCUUCCGCACUGUACGAAUGAUUGGCCACGGCUCGUUCGGCAAAGUAUACCAGGUCGUUAAACGCGACAGCAAGCGUACCUAUGCCAUGAAGGUGUUAUCAAAGAAGCUGCUGAUUGCCCAGAACGAAGUCACUCAUACCAUAGCUGAACGCAACGUGAUGAUCCGGACCAUAUCCAAUCCGUUUAUUGUUACGCUCAAAUUCAGUUUCCAGACCGCUGAUCACUUGUUCCUGGUCAUGGAUUAUGUGCCUGGUGGCGAAUUGUUCUCUUACCUGCAACGGGAGCACUACCUCAACGAAGAUCGUGCACGGUUCUACGUUGCUGAACUCGUAUGCGCGCUUGAACAUAUCCACAUGCACCAAGUCGUAUAUCGUGAUCUGAAACCCGAAAACAUCUUGCUGGAUGCACAGGGGCAUAUCGCCCUUGCGGAUUUCGGACUAUCCAAAGAACUUAAGCGAGCGAACGAGACGACUACUACAUUCUGUGGCACGUCAGAAUACCUUGCACCUGAGAUGGUGCGGCAAGAACCAUACACGCAGGCCGUUGACUGGUGGAGCUUAGGCAUAUUGCUCUAUGAACUGCUUGUAGGCGGCGCUCCUUUUCAUUCUGUGCAUUUGGACGUGCUUUAUCGCAAAAUUUGCAAAGCACCGCUCAAGUUUCCCGCACAACCUUCUGUAUCGCCGGAAGCCAAGGAUUUGAUUGCCCAGCUCCUUGAUAGAAACCCUGCCACACGCGUUGGUGCUGAGCAAGUCAAGGCACACCCAUUCUUCAGGAAUAUCCAAUGGGAUUUGAUCGCUCAAAAACAAGUCAGACCUCCUUUUAAACCUGUGCUAGCAAACCAACGACAGACAUCUUCUUCAUCAUCGCUCCAACCACCAUUCACCAUGAAGCAACCACCAUCAUUCCUUGCCGUACGAAAGAACGCCACAAGACCCUCAUCACCACUUAGCUCAUCCAACCAGUCCGCAUUCAGAGGGUUCAGCUAUGUUCGUGACGACACCGCAAGUAUUGCUAGCAGCCGACGUACAGUGGCUUCUUCUUUAUUCUCGGAUGAUGAAGAUGACGACGAUUUUUGGUCAUAA
Zychaea mexicana is the source of this 1875-nucleotide messenger RNA. Its product is annotated as kinase-like domain-containing protein. Gene Ontology annotation, molecular function: ATP binding; protein serine/threonine kinase activity. Gene Ontology annotation, biological process: protein phosphorylation. NCBI's taxonomy places the organism in Eukaryota, Fungi, Mucoromycota, Mucoromycetes, Mucorales, Lichtheimiaceae. The record is from RefSeq and is a predicted model, not a curated record. The coding region runs from base 1 to 1875 and encodes 624 amino acids. The transcript is spliced from 3 exons.